AUGAAUCGUUAUAACGCAUAUAUGGAAAAUUUGCGAAGAAGCAAAAAUCUCGCACUAGAUUUAAUAGAUGAUACCAAAGAUAUAAUAGAAGAAGAUCAAACUCCUAUUAAAAAUAUAAGAUUAAGGACUCCUUCAGACGAUUUAGAUUUAAGUUUACCUAGCACCAGUAAAGAAAAACCAACAGAAUAUGUGAAAUAUGGUAAAAUAACGUUUAACACAACAGCUAUUCUUCAUCAUUAUCCUCAAAUGAACAAUACCGAGAAUCACUUACAUCACACAAAGAGGCAUAGUAAAGAUAAAGUUAAAAUAGAUAAUAAUAAUGUAUCGAAACCUCAGAAAGUAGAAACUAAAGUAACUAUAAACGAUGAUAGUAAUUGUAAUAAUAAUGAGUCUAUAAUUAGAAUUAAUAGUGUUAAUAAUAUAGAGAGUGUAUCAAAGCCGGUUAAGUUUACUGAAGAAAAACUAGUAUGA
Messenger RNA from Pieris macdunnoughi, 471 nucleotides. NCBI's taxonomy places the organism in Eukaryota, Metazoa, Arthropoda, Insecta, Lepidoptera, Pieridae. The record is from the annotation of a GenBank genome assembly.